AUGACUGGCUUGAAAAGCUGGAGCUCGAAGAAGGCUAGGGAUGGCAGCGACGGAGGUGGGGGGGAUAUUGGAUGGCUGAGUUGUGGCAAGGAGAAGAGGGCUAGGAUGGGUGGGUGGAUGAGGAAGAGAUAUGGAGUCAAUCCACUUUCUCAAUUGCAACCGCUAUUCAUUCAAGGUCCCAUCUUCAUCAUUUUUUUCUUAGCUAUUAGAAACAUGGCUGAGGAGAAGGUUCACUGGGUUCACUGGGUCCACUGUGUUUCAUUUUCUGAGCUUGGCUUUGAGUGUUGA
Molecule: messenger RNA, 288 nt
Organism: Prunus armeniaca (apricot)
Lineage: Eukaryota; Viridiplantae; Streptophyta; Magnoliopsida; Rosales; Rosaceae
Source: the annotation of a GenBank genome assembly